This is a messenger RNA of Ficedula albicollis (Collared flycatcher), 4851 nucleotides long. RefSeq names its product phosphorylated adaptor for RNA export (gene PHAX). Gene Ontology annotation, cellular component: nucleus. Lineage: Eukaryota; Metazoa; Chordata; Aves; Passeriformes; Muscicapidae. The transcript is spliced from 5 exons. Gene Ontology annotation, biological process: snRNA export from nucleus. Bases 1 to 1188 code for a protein of 395 amino acids. The record is from RefSeq and is a predicted model, not a curated record.
AUGGGCACAGUGGCGACCCAGGGGGCGAGCCCUGGGCGACCGCCGGAGAGCCCCGGGCGCUGCCGGCCGCGGGAACCCGCGGCUCGCCCGCAGAAGCUGCAUGCUGGCAGUGAUUCCUGCAGGCCCUUCCAGAGCAGCCCCUCAUCCUGUGCUCCUAGCGUUCCUUACAGGACCACCAAGAGCUUGGACUCCAGCGAGGAGAGCGCCUCCGACUCUGAUGACGACAGCUGCCUGUGGAAGAGAAAGAGGCAGAAGUGCUUCAACGUCUUCCCAGCCAAACCCGAGCCCUUCCAGCUCAGCCAGAGCCACCAAAAACAGACUGCUCUGCGUGGCAAGAAGGUCAACAACAUCUGGGGCGCGGUGCUCCAGGAGCAGAACCAGGAUGCAGUGGCUACUGAGCUUGGGAUUCUGGGCAUGGACGGUUCAAUUGACAGGAGCAGGCAGUCUGAGACUUACAACUACCUGCUGGCUAAAAAGCUGAUGAAGGAAGCCCAGCAGAAGGAGGCAGAGACUUUGGAUAAGGAGCUGGAUGAAUACAUGCAUGAUGACAAGAAGACAUUGGCGGCAGAGGAGGAGAAUGGGCAGAGCUUCCUCAAACGGAAGCGGCCCGUGAGAGAGAGACUGGGGGAAAGGCAAGAGAUGAAAUACAAGGGAAGGUAUGAGAUAACGGAGGAAGAUUCAGAGGAAAAAGUGGCAGAUGAAAUUGCUUAUCGACUUUGUGAGCCAAAGAAGGACUUAAUUGCUCGAGUAGUGAAAAUAAUUGGGAAGAGAAAAGCCAUCGAGCUGCUGAUGGAAACAGCUGAAGUGGAGCAGAAUGGUGGACUGUUCAUCGUGAAUGGCACCAGGAGAAGAACACCUGGGGGUGUUUAUUUAAACCUGCUGAAGAACACACCGAGCAUCAAAGAAGAACAAAUCAAGGAAAUAUUCUAUCUGGAAAACCAAAAGGAGUAUGAAAACAAAAAAGCUGCCAAGAAGAGGAGGAUACAAGUUCUGGGGAAGAAGAUGAAGAAGGCCAUCAAGGGGCUUAACCUGCAGGAAUAUGAUGAUGCAUCUCGUGAGACUUUUGCCAGUGACACAAAUGAGGCUCUGGCUUCCCUGGAUGAUCUGCAGGAGGGACACCACGAGGCAAAGAUGGAACCUGAGGAUACUAUUGAAAUUGAUAAUGCCCACGAUUUGGAGAUCUUUUAGUUACUCGUAUUCUUGAUAACAGAGUCUCUAUAAAAACAUGUUAAAUAAGCCUUUCUUGUAAUCCUGCAGCUUCUUGUUUUCAAAGUGUGGAGAAUACUUGAUUCUGAAAAAUAGGAAGUGAUUCUUAGCUAAACUUAACAGCAUGGAAGACUUUUAAUUGUCCUGCUACUUGUUUGCUGAGUCCUCAGAAACUGUCAAGAUUGUUCUAGAUAACAACCCUGUGUCACGGUAGGAAGUGUUUUUAGUCAGAUGUUAGGUUUAGGAGUUAAGACUGUGUUUUAACCAAAUAAUUCUCUUUUAAUUUGCCGAAGCACACAGCUUCACAGAGUCAUCAGGUGAGCAAUGCUCUUUACAGAUGAAUAGAAAAAACGGUAUGAAUUUAGUCUUGACAUAAAAGAUCAUAUAUUCUUAAUGUGGCAGUGUAUUGACAAAAACAGCAGUAUUUAUAGGACUAAGACCUGUAAAAACAGAUUGAUUUGUGAAAUAAACCUAAUUUUAGUGGACCUUUGAAUAAGAACCUUGUAAAUAAGCAGUAUUGAGCAAUGUAUGUGUCAGAUCUCUGCAAUUUUUUUCUUUGUAUUCCAAUGGUGACUUGAGCUUCCUAUCUGUUUUCCAUGAGUAGACAUGCACCUAGGUUCCAUGGAUCUUUUUGUUUGCAGACAAAUAUAACUGAAAGCUUUCAGAGUAGUGAGAUUUUAUUAAGCUGGGUUCCCUUCAAGGAUCUGUAGACUGUACUGCAGAUAUGAACCCUUUACCCUGCAGUUCUUGUUCUGUCCUCCUCCUGUGUGCAGUGAGAUAAUGUGCAGCUUGCAGAAGAUCUGGAGUUUUUCUGUGCUGACUCUUGCAGGGGAUAUUUUUUUUUUUCAUUUACUUGAUGCAGGAAACUGUUGUGUAGUUUGUUGGUUAAGCCCAAAACUAUUUUUAUGUUGAAUAUUGUUUUUAAUAUAGCUGAAGAACAUGUGCAACACUGAUAUGUAUGAUGUCUAAAGUAUUUUGUUACUAAUAAGUUGUGGCAUUUUUUGUAAGUAGACACUAUUCAGCCCAACUUUUGUGCAUAAAUUUUGUUAACCUUUGGGUCUUUGAGUUUCAGAAGGAAAGUGUGUCAGUACAACACAUAAUCAGUUUAUAAGAUUGAACAAUUCAGUACUGCCAAGAGCUGGCAUUUAAAGGAUUGCAGCAUUUGAAGAAAUACUUCUUACACAUAACGGCACAUUCCAUUACCUGCCUUACUAAACCUGGGUUUUGACUUUUCUGCUUUUUUUCUGUUCACAUGAAACAGAGGUCCUAAUUGUUAAAAAGUUACUCAUCAGCUAUGCAGCAAGCCUUUGCAGGUAGUAGUUGCUUGUGCUGAAAUAACAGAAUUUCUAAUUUUUCAUUAAUUUUCCUAACCAGUGAUGGUCAGACUAAACUGAAAACUCCUGUAAGGGAAACAGAAUUUUGUGCUGUUCAAUUGUUUUAGGACUGUAUCUUUUCAUCCUGGUUUUGGGAAUUGCUUGGGGAUAUAUCUUAACUGUUUUCUGGAUAGAAUCAGCAAAUUGUAACAUUGUUUUAAGCAAAUUUUAAUUGUAAUGUGAUUUGCACUGUGUAUUUUUUUAAUGUUAAUAUUUCUAACCUCGAUUUCCCAGGCAAGGGGUACCAAAAUGGUGUGUAAAGUGUUGUCUUUAACAAAAGGGUGAUAGGGGCAUUAAGCUAUUGGAGAGGGCAGUGAGGAUGGGGAGGGAUCUGGAGGGGGGCCCUAGGAGCUGAGGGCACUUGUCUGUUCAGCUGGAGGAGACUCACUGGAGUCCUCAAAAUCCUCAGGAGGGGAAGAGGAGGGGCAGGCACUCAUCUCUUCACUGGUGACCCGUGUAAGGACUCCAAGGAAUGGUAUGAAGCUGGGUCAGGGUUUUCAGGUUCAGAUUAGCUAUCAGGAAAACGUUCUUCCCCCAGAGGGUGGUUGGGCACUGGAACAGGUUCUCCAGGGCAGUGGUACCACCACCAAACCUGACAGAGUUCAGGGAGUGUUUGGACACUGCUCUGAUGAGGCACAGGGUGGGAUUUUUGGGGCUGUUUAGGGCCAGGAGCUGGACUGGAUAGUCCCUUCCAACUCAGCAGAUUCCAUGGUUCAGUUUCCUCCCAAGAGGAAAGAGACCUUUUCUUACCUUGUUUUUCUGUACUUUCCCUGGCUUUCAAUGGAGUCCUUCCAAAAGCCAAGCAAGUUCAAAAUUAUAAGUAGCUGCCAUUUGCUCUUGGUCCCCCAGCAAGCUCCUUGUGUUUGGUAUCAAACAGGUUGCAUUAGGCAUCCCCAGUUUCUGUGUCUGCACCAGAUAGACAGACACACCAGUCUGUCCUGGGCUGAUCCUCGCCCAGGGAGCAGCCCUGGCUGUCUUUUGGCUUGAAACAGAUGUGUGUCGCUAGAUUUUGUUCUGAUAGCUGAUGUUCUGCAGAUAAAAAUGCAAGCAACACAGGUUGGGGUUUCAAGUUUGAGCUCUUCAAGUUUCUCUGAUGAGCAGGUGUGGUUUUGAGGCAUUAUCUUUGCUGCAAAUAAAGACUCUCUACUGCUGGUACAAACAUCACCCUCCAUCCCAUAAACUAUAGCAGCAUAAUGAGCCAUCUCUGUUAUACCCGAAGAAGAUGCUGAAAAAAUGAGAGAAAUGUGCUUUGGUCUGAAAACACAAAGCACAAAUAACCAAAAACCUUUUGCUACCUUGCAUCCAAAAUUCCAACUGGAAAGCAAUGAUUUUUGGUACCACUAGAAAAAGUAGUUUAUUUAAGAUUCAGUUUUACUGUGGAUCUUGAAAACAUCAUUUGAAGUACAAUUGCAAUUUUACAGAUUCUCCUUCCCCUUCCAAAUAGAUUAUCUCAUUAAGGUGCUCUUACGCCCUCUGGGCUUAUUAACUGCUGUUUUCCAAAAUUCUUAAGCAAGUGUGGAAUGACACAGUUCAAGGUAUAAAGGUGAUGGGAAAAGGAGAUGAUCGUAUUAAAUAUGGCAUUUCUGUUACAGAGAUUAAUUCCUUGCAUUUUUUCAGAGUAAAGGGGAAGGGGUUGACUGAGUAAUAAAAACAAUUCUUAAGGGUUUUUUUUUAAUUCUGUGUUUUUAUUAAUCAUAAAACUUCAAUAUGACAAUGCUCAUUAUUUAUCCCCUUAACUUAGACCAUCCUGUGACUCAGACAAGUGUGACAGAGGCAAUAUUUAAAAUGUUUAUUUCAGCGUACAGAGGAGAAUUCAUGGCUACAGUGAAUAGUGGCUUCUUUGGUGCCCCACUCCUGUUCCUAAUUCUUGCUGGUCAGCAACACUUCAGAGAUCCAAGCCUUUUUCUGAACCGUUCUGCAGCUUCAGUGGAUCUGGGACUAUCCAUCCAAUCUUGGAGCUUUGGCAUAAGAGUUCGCUUAAGGCAUUUGGGAAUGUGGCAGAGACAAUGACUGCAAAUUCCUCGCACCACCUCUUGAAUUCAGCAGGCAGCUGGAAAACAUGGCAACCUUUGCAGCAGCUAUGGCCUCUUGGUGAUUUUGGACCUCAUGCAUCCCAUCUUAUUUGUGCUGAUAGAUCAUGCCACAUUUUCAGAGCUGUGGGAGGAACAUCACCUGUAAUAUAUUUAAUAUUGCCCAGCCAAAUGCAUUUCUAGAAUCACAAACAUUUGGACCUAAAUACAGACACAAAUAAAGAAUGUAUAUCUGAAGGGAG